Molecule: messenger RNA, 1989 nt
Organism: Trichomycterus rosablanca
Lineage: Eukaryota; Metazoa; Chordata; Actinopteri; Siluriformes; Trichomycteridae
Gene: slc1a9
Product: solute carrier family 1 member 9
Exons: 10
Coding region: 1-1989 (662 amino acids)
Biological process (GO): L-aspartate transmembrane transport; L-glutamate import across plasma membrane
Cellular component (GO): plasma membrane
Molecular function (GO): glutamate:sodium symporter activity; neutral L-amino acid transmembrane transporter activity; L-glutamate transmembrane transporter activity
Source: RefSeq, a predicted model, not a curated record
AUGACGAAUCAGCAGUUGGGGAAUCAGAUGGGCGGCGUCAGUCAGGUGGAGGAGGAAGAAAAGGCCGAGCCUAAAGGAGCUUUACAUCAACACUGUGAUUGGUUCACACGCAACCUCCUGCUGACCCUGACCAUACUGGGUGUGAUAGGUGGGUCAGUGAUGGGCCUGCUCCUGCGUUACGUUCCUGAUCUGGACUCGGACACGCUGAUGCUGGUCUCAUUUCCUGGAGAUAUCCUGAUGAGGAUGCUGAAGAUGCUGAUUCUUCCCCUCAUCAUCUCCAGCCUCAUCACAGGCCUGGCAGGUCUGGACGCCCGCUCCAGUGGGAGAAUGGGCACCAGGGCCAUGGUGUACUACAUGUCCACCACCAUCAUCGCCGCAGUUCUGGGCGUCAUCCUGGUGCUCACGAUUCACCCGGGGAACCCCAAACUCAGGGCGAAUCAGGUGAGCGCCGGACCCAAGAACCAGGAGGUCAGCAGCCUGGACGCUUUCCUGGACCUGAUCCGGAACCUGUUCCCAGAGAAUCUGGUUCAGGCCUGCUUCCAACAGGUUCAGACAGUCCUGAAGAAAGUGGCCGUGCCCCUGGACAAUCAGACCGAGCCCGUUUUCGUCAACAGGAAGAAACUGGAGUUUAAAUGGGGGAUGAACGUACUGGGCUUGAUCGGCUUCUUUAUCACGUUUGGGCUCUGCAUGGGCAAAAUGGGAGAGAGGGGAAAGGUCAUGUCGGACUUCUUCAACAUCCUGAACGAGAUCAUCAUGAAGAUGGUGUCCAUGAUCAUGUGGUACUCCCCCGUCGGCAUCGCUUCUCUGAUCUGUGGGAAGAUCGCAGCUAUCGGAGACCUGGAGGUGGUGGCCCAGCAGCUUGGCAUGUACAUGGUGACGGUGAUAGUCGGACUCAUCAUCCACGGUGGGAUCAUUCUGCCGUUUAUAUUCUUUGCCGUAACCAGGAAGAACCCGUUUACCUUUUACUCCGGGAUCUUCCAGGCCUGGAUCACGGCACUCGGGACGGCCAGCAGCGCAGGGACGCUGCCCGUGACCUUCCGCUGCCUGGAGGAGAAUCUGAAGAUCGAUAAGAGGGUCACGCGCUUCGUGCUGCCCAUCGGCGCCACCAUAAACAUGGACGGCACCGCGCUCUACGAGGCCGUGGCGGCGAUUUUCAUCGCCCAGAUGAACGGCAUCAAACUGGAUGGAGGACAGAUCGCCACAGUCAGUAUGACGGCCACUCUGGCGAGUGUAGGAGCUGCCAGUAUUCCCAGUGCAGGUCUGGUCACCAUGCUGCUCAUCCUCACCGCCGUGGGUCUCCCCACGCAGGACAUCAGUCUGCUGGUGGCUGUCGACUGGCUGCUUGACAGGAUGCGAACCUCCAUCAACGUGGUCGGCGACUCCUUCGGCGCGGGCAUCGUGGACUUCCUGUCCAGGGCCGAGCUGGCUCAGAUCGACGCGGACGCCCCCCGGCCGGACGAGGAGUUCGUCCCCCCGCCCCCGCUCCUCACCGAUAUAGACCUGAUCGACCCCGUGUGUCCCCCGGAACUGCCCCCUCGCUUCCCCCGGCCUCCCAGACUCAACCAUCACCCUGACCCGUACCCGUCUCUGAGCCACUCUCGGUCACUCUCGCCCCGGUCGGUCCGCUGCCCCUCGCCGCGCUCCAUCCACUCGCCCUCGCCCCUCUCCGUCUGCUCGCACUCGCCACGCCCCUUCCGUACGCGCUCGCCGUGCCUCCUCCGCCGCGGCGAACACGGCUACCGAGCCCUGCCCUGCCACGACAAUCAGGCGUGCACGCUGCCGCGGGACUACAGGGAACCACAGCGCGAGCGAGGGCAGGAGAGGUGCCGAGAGAAAGAGCGGCUGCGCAGGCGGGAGCGAGAACGAGAGAGCGAGACGGAAGAGGACGAGGAGAGAGAGAGGAUGACGGACGGCGGGAGCGAAAGAGAAGACAGCGACGACACCGCCUACGACCGGAGUCACACCAUCCCGCCCGGCGAGCUGCCGUGA